Molecule: messenger RNA, 1040 nt
Organism: Olea europaea var. sylvestris
Lineage: Eukaryota; Viridiplantae; Streptophyta; Magnoliopsida; Lamiales; Oleaceae
Product: nudix hydrolase 26, chloroplastic-like
Exons: 6
Coding region: 37-705 (222 amino acids)
Biological process (GO): nucleoside phosphate metabolic process; ribose phosphate metabolic process
Cellular component (GO): chloroplast
Molecular function (GO): bis(5'-adenosyl)-pentaphosphatase activity; guanosine-3',5'-bis(diphosphate) 3'-diphosphatase activity
Source: RefSeq, a predicted model, not a curated record
GACUAUACCAUUACCCGUGGAUGUUUGCCUUGUGUGAUGGCCCGAUGCUUCAUCCAGUUUCAUUCCCCGUUCUCUCGUUCAUUGCUGCGUAGAACCUCCGCCAAUACGAAUAUUCUUUUCUUCCCAUAUUGCCCUCCAAAAGCCCACAAAUUUACUCCAUCACUUCUUCACCACAAAAUUCCUGGAGUUGCAUUUUCUUCACUGUCAUCGCUGUCAUCCAUGGAAAACCCUCCUCAAGGCUACAGAAAAAAUGUCGGAAUUUGCCUUAUGAAUCCCUCUAAAAAGAUUUUUGCAGCUUCAAGGCUUGAUAUACCAGACUCUUGGCAAAUGCCUCAGGGUGGAAUUGACGAGAACGAGGAUCCAAAAAGUGCUGCUAUCAGAGAAUUAAGAGAAGAAACUGGAGUUAGUUCAGCUUAUAUUAUUGCCGAGGUGCCACAUUGGUUGACAUAUGAUUUUCCACCAGACGUCAGGGAGAAACUUAGGCAUCAGUGGGGUUCAGACUGGAAAGGUCAAGCACAAAAAUGGUUUCUUUUUAAAUUCACUGGAAACGAUGAAGAAAUCAAUCUUUUGGGGGAUGGGACGGAGAAGCCUGAGUUUGGAGAGUGGUCAUGGCUGUCACCAGAAGAAAUAAUCAAUCUUGUCGGUUGUGGAUUUCAAGAAACCUGUGUAUCAGGAAGUUAUGACAGUUUUCUCUCCACAUCUUGAGCAGAACAUUGAGAAGGUCGAUUUUUGAUCAAGGAAGUGUUUAUCCUCUGAUUUGUCUAGUCAGAGCAAGCCACAACUCGCCUAAGAUACACGUAUUACAUGACUUAGAAAUGAUCGACAAUUUUACGUGUUCCUAAUAUUUCCAGUGUCAUUGUUUGGUAGCAUGGCAAAUUUGCAAACAAACUCCAGACGGCUUCGUUUGAAGUCACAUUUUCAUUUGUAAUUUGAGAAUUCUGGAGAGUUAAAUAGGAUUGUUGAAACUUGAAAGGGCAUAUGGUUUAAAUCUUGAUCACAGUUGUCAAAUUAAUCUGUAUGUGUGGUAAAGUGGAAAGCAA